Messenger RNA from Aspergillus alliaceus, 4573 nucleotides. RefSeq names its product mRNA-binding protein RRP12. The coding region runs from base 147 to 3938 and encodes 1263 amino acids. The record is from RefSeq and is a predicted model, not a curated record. The transcript has 3 exons. Lineage: Eukaryota; Fungi; Ascomycota; Eurotiomycetes; Eurotiales; Aspergillaceae.
UUUUUUUUUUACUUUACCGCAAAAAUCAUUCACCACUCAGAAAAAAAAGUCUCCGCUUUCACCAACCACUUUUCUUCAACCUCACCGUACAAGUCGUUCCCUUUCGAAAACGACUUCUCUACUGCCUGUCGGUCGAUCCGCCCAUCAUGGCGACCCUGGCGGAGAAGCUCGAGAAGAUCAAGUCUCCCAAAUUGCAGAAUCAGCACCAUACGGCUGUGGUACUUUCUGCAGUGGAAGACACGCUCCGAGAUCAAAACGCAGACUUUUCCCCUACAGCUUACUUCGCAGCACUACUUGCUCUACUAUCUCAGUCGAUUUCGGCCGAACAAGGCAUCGUCAACAAAGACCUAGCGACCUCCGUGGUCUACCUUCUUGACAUCACGACCGCCUAUGCCCCCGCUCCAAUUCUCCGUUCCAAGUUCUCCCAGAUCCUUACCAGUCUUGCUCCCGCGCUCUCUUUGCCUGAAUCCGAAGCUCCAUUGCUCAGACCGUCGAUCGGCUGCCUUGAAUCGCUACUUAUCGCCCAGGAUGCCGCAGCAUGGAAUCUCCCCCACACUCAGAUCAGCCCGCGACGGGCCACCGCGGGAUUGCUGAGUUUGUCCGUUGAUCACCGCCCCAAGGUACGCAAGAGGGCCCAGGACGCUUUGAUCAAGGUUCUGAAGAACCCUCCUCCCAGUCCGUCGCUUGAUCACCCAGCUGCAGAUAUGUGUGCGGAAUCCGCCCUGCGCACAUUGGGUGACAGUAUCGCCACAGCAGCCAAACAGAAGCGGGGCCGUAACGAUCCUCACUCCCAUAAUCAGGAUCCGUUAGUCAUUCACUCUCUUCAGCUGGUAAAGACGGUCGCGACCGCGUCGGGAGGUUGGCCGAGCAAGAAGAUUGAGCCUCUAUGCGAGUUGUUAAUGAAUGCUUCUCGGUCAAGCAACGAGUAUAUCACGAUGGGUGCAUUUGAGGUGUUUGAGGUCAUUUUCUCCAGCAUGGCCGAUGAGUUCUCGUCGUCAAAGCUUCCCCGUCUUCUUGAUGCGAUUUCCGAGUUGAAGCCUGCACAGAACGACUCGCAGUUGCUUCCCCCAUGGAUUGCUGUUUUGUCCCGCGGUUACGAUGUGUCUGCUCAGAUCAGUCCCGAGGAUACUUUUGAGAAAUUGCCCGCGUUGUUCGACAUGAUCUCCAGCUACUUGGCGUCCCCAUCGAAGAAUAUUCGGAUUUCGGCAUCGGAGUGUCUAGUUUCGUUCAUGGCCAACUGUAUCCCCAAUAGUGUGAUUAUUGAACCAUCGGUUUACGACGAGAAAACGCUCGAGAAGUUGGCUAAGGCCGCGACAAAUCUACUUUCUUUGAAGUACCAAGCUGCAUGGAUUGAGGUGUUCAACGUCUGCUCGGCAAUGUUCGAUAGUUUCAAGUGGCGGUCCAGCCCGUUUUUGGAUGACAUUGUGAAGACUGUGGGAGAGCUCCGGAGUAAUGAAUCUUUUCACGGCAAGAAGGAGGCCGAUCAAGUUCUCGGUAGCGCGAUUGAAGCCAUGGGCCCUGCAACGGUCCUUGAGAUUCUACCUCUGAAUAUCAUUGAGCAGAAAGCCGGCCAACCCGGCCGUGUUUGGUUCCUUCCUGUGCUUCGAGACCAUGUCACCAAUACCAACCUUGCUCAUUUCCGUUCCGAGCUCGUCCCUCUAAGCGAAGCCUUGUUCCAGAAGGUGAUGGACUUCACUGCCGCAGAGAAGGCCGUGGAAACCAAAAUUUUCGAGACGCUUGUUCAGCAGACUUGGUCUAUUCUUCCUGGAUACUGCGAGCUGCCUUUGGACCUGGUCGAGUCUUUCGACCAGACCUUCGCCGAGCUCCUCUCUAACGUGCUCUACAAGCAAACUGAUUUGCGUGUAGACAUUUGCAAGGCCUUACAGAAUCUGGUCGAGUCUAACCAGGCCAUUCUGUCUCUCGAAACCGAGGGCGAUGAUUUGGUUCUCCAGCGGAGGAUCACCAAGAAGGAUGCAGCAAAGAACAUCGCUCAUCUUGCUGGCUUUUCCAGUAACUUGUUGGCUGUGCUCUUCAAUGUGUACAGUCAGACCCUCCCACACUACAGAGGCUACAUUUUGCAGUGUAUUAAUGCUUACCUGAGUAUCACCCCUGAGAAGGAGCUCAACGAUACCUUUACACGUGUCACCUCUAUGCUCGAGUCGUCGGUAGCUGCGGAGAAGGAGGCUGCAGAAAAGCAAGGCCACCAGCAGGGUGGCUCGGGUGACAAGAUGCCGCCGACUUCCCAUACCUUGAUCGAUUUGGUCAUCGCCAUGUCAAUUUAUCUACCUCGCUCUAGUUUUUCGAGCUUGUUUGCCAUGGCUUCGGCUGUCCUGAAUGGACAUACUGGUGAUCAACAGCUGAUCAAGAAGGCGUACAAGUUGAUCCCCCGCCUGGCUACCACUGAGACUGGUGCAGCUGCGCUUCGUGAACGGAGCUCCGAACUCCAAGCACUUAUCCUUUCCACGGUGGAUAAGACGCCAGCCUCUGCUCGCCGCGACCGUAUGCUCGCUAUUGACGAGCUCGUCACGUACCUACCGACCUCCGACUUGCACUUCAUCCCUUCUAUCCUUUCUGAGGUUGUCCUAGGCUGCAAGGAGAGUAAUGAGAAGGCUAGAACUGCUUCAUUCGAUCUACUCAUCCACCUUGCGAAGAGAACUACCGACUCGGAGCUUAAUCCAGCUGGAACCAAGAUCCGCAAUUCGCUGGUACCUCACAUGCCCAACAAUGCUCCAGAUGCUCCUGCCACCAUGGAAGAAUUCUUCACUAUGGUGUCUGCCGGUCUGGCUGGUAGCUCACCACACAUGGUUGCUGCCUCCGUGACAGCCUUGUCUCGCCUGUUUUUCGACUUCCACGCUCAAGUUCAACCCGCUGUACGCUCUGACCUGGUGCAGACCGUCGAGCUGUUCCUCACCAGCAACAACCGCGAGAUUGUCCGAUCUGUGCUAGGCUUUGUCAAGGUUGCUGUUGUCGUGCUUCCCGAUGAUGUUCUCCGCACACGCCUCAAUUCUAUGGUACCAAAUCUCAUGGUAUGGAGCAAGGAGCACAAGGGCCGUCUCCGCAGCAAGGUCAAAGGUAUCCUGGAUCGCCUGAUCCGCCGCUUCGGCGCCGCCCCGAUUGAAGAACUUGUUGGCGAAGCCGACCGGAAGCUCGUCGUGAACAUCCGGAAGCAGCGUGAGCGUCGCAAGAAGAAGAAGCAGGGUGAGAAGGGUGACGAGGACGAGGACGAAGAAGAAGCCGCCGAUAAUAAGAACGCGAAGGUCCAGUCUUACGGUGGCAAUGCCUUCGACAGAGCCGUCUACGAUUCCGACUUGUCAGACUCCGACGACGAUGCAAGCGAGCUCGAUGUCGACGAGCAUGGCGACACUCACGUUAUCAACAAGGGUGGCCGUAAGGGUAAGAAGUCCAACAACAACAAGCAAAGCGAACAGUACAUCCGCGAGAUGUCCCCUGAGGACAACCCACUUGAUCUUCUUGCCCCUGACGCCCUGGCCAGCAUCUCCACCACCAAACCCAGCGUCCGCUUCCUCAACACUGGCCCCGGAUCCCGACGCAAGCACUCCGCUAAGGUCGACGAAGACGGCCGUCUCCUCUUGGGCGAUGACAACAACGACGUCGAGAUGUCUGGCGGCCUCGACGCCAACGCCCAGGCCGGUGACAGCGCCGUCAACGCCUACGUCGCAGCUGUCAGCGGACCCGACGCCGUCCGUCGCGGCCAGCGCGGCAAGUUCAAGAUGGCGCAGGCCCAGAAGUCCAAGUCUAAGGGCGAAGACGACAUGGACGUGGACGAAGGCGACGAACCCGCUUCCUCAAAGAAGGGAGGCCCCAAACAACAACCCACUCGUCGCGGUCUCGGAAUGCCCAAGACCCACGGACCCAGCGAUGGACGGAUUCAAAAGCGAAAGAACAUCCGCGGCGGACGCUUCGGCAAGAGGAGAUAAACUAAACUUGCUUUACCUUCUUCUCCUCCUUUUUUACUCAUUAACUUACUCCCAUCCAUCCUUCUCUUUCCUAUCUACCAAUUCAAAGAAAAAAAUCACCUGUAUGAAUUGAUGUUGAUGAAAUAGGAAAAUGAUCAAGUCCCUUACUUAUAGUUACAUUUUCUCUCUUGUUCUUUUGAAGCAUGACAGGACAAAAUUGGAUUUAAGUGAUCAUAUUCUGUGCGGCACAGUUUUGCACUUUGAAAAAUCGGUGUGCAUGGUGGAUCUUUUGUAGUGAAAACUUAUCUUAUUGAUUGAUAUUUUCCUCCUUUUUUUUGUUUCAUGUGACUACUUACAUAGGUAUCUUUAUACCCUCGAAGCUGCUUCAAUAUGAUUUGAUCCUUUUGAUUGCAUGUUCAUUGUAUGCUGUGGGAUUUAGUAUGGUGGCUGGAGUGGGGGUCAACAGUAGAGGUGAUUCGAGUAGAUGGGUCUUGAGUAUAGUACUGUACUCUCCAUAUGUAUAUGAGUUGGAGAGAUAGACAGAAACAAAUACUCCAGACUAUUCCAACGAAAAUACGGGUACGGAGAGAGAUGAAAAAGAUACAGUCAAAAAUGUAUGAGGCCAGCCCGGGUAUCAAUUCAUGGAAAAGGCACUA